CGACAGAAUGCAGAGAGUUCCAGAUGUUCUCUGGAACAGAAACUCAAGGAAAAAGAAAAGGAAUUUCAAGAGGAGCUCUCCCGUCAACAGCGUGCCUUACAAAUUUUGGACCAAGAGAGCUUGCAGGUGAAAGGCAGACUCACGCAGGAGCUGCAGCAGGCCAAGAACACUCGCAACAUCCUGCAGGCAGAGCUGGAUAAAGCCACAUCCGGAAAGCACCAGCUUGAAAGAGAAUUGGAAGAGUUGAAGCAACAUUUGGGCAAAACCCAAGAGGCCUUACAGACGAGUCAAACCAUGGAAAAUGAGCUGAGGAGGAGCAGUGAGGAAAUGAAGAAGGAAAACAGUUUCCUCAAGAGUCAGUCUGAGCAAAGUGUCAGAGAAGUCUGCCAGCUGCAGGAAGAACUGAAGAAGACCAAGCAGUGUUUGAGUCAGAGCCAGAAUUCUGCAGAGGAAAUGAGGGCUAAGAAUGCUUCUCAGGAAACCAUGUUAAGAGAUCUCCAAGAAAAAAUCAAUCAGCAAGAGAAUUCCUUGACUUCAGAGAAACUGAAGCUUGCCUUGGCUGACCUAGAAAAGCAGCGUGAUUGUUCUCAAGACCUUUUGAAGAAAAGGGAAUGUCACAUUGAGCAACUAAGUGAAAAGUUAAGCAAAACCGAGAGAGAGUCUCAGGCUUUACUGGGUGCUUUGGAGAUAAAAAAGAAAGAAUGUGAAGAACUGAAAGAAGAGAAAACUCUCUUUUCUCACUGGAAAAGUGAAAAUGAACAACUCAUAAAGCAGAUGAAAUCAGAGAAUGAAAUCUUGCAGAGCAAAAUCAGUCAGUUGGAAACUUGUCUUAAGACACAAGAAACAAGAAGCAAUGAAUACAAAGAGAGAGUAAGCACAUUGGAGAUGGAAAGAGGAAGUCUGAGUGCGGAGGUGAAGAACCUUCACAUUGUCAUUGAUAAGAAGACAGUGGAGAUGGAGACCCAGAAAGCAGCUCAGGGAGAAUUCCAGCAGAAAGCCGAGUUGUCAAACCAGAAACAUAAGAGAGAAACAGAAAGCAUGUGUUUGAAGGUUUCUGAGCUCACUGGGCAAGUUGAAGAUCUAAAGCACAAACUUCAGCUACUAUCAAGUGAGAUAACGGACAAAGACCAGCGUUACCAAGACUUGCACUCUGAAUGUGAGAGGCUCAGGGAGCUGCUGACACCUAGUGACUCCUUGGUGACGAACGAGGGUCAUCGCCAAAGUCUUCUGGCUUCUGAGCAGCAGUCUGAACCACAGGUUCUCCAGGGCAGAAGUGACAGCUGUGACACAAACAGGUCAGAAGAAAAUGCUUUGGAAAGCAAAGACAGAACAUCCAAGCAGGAUCUUCGUCCAAUCUGUGAGAGAGAUGUCCAGCAGGACCUGAGCCCAGAUAUGGAGAAAGUGACCAAGACUGAGGCAGUCAUGCUGGUGGGAGAAGGUUCUCAGGAGCAGUCUCCAGAAACCAGUUGUGAUUCCCUAGUGGAAGACAAAGCCCAGGACUUGGCAGGGUGCAUUCUUGAAUCGUCACUUUCUGGUACUAAUGCUUUGGUGCCUAUGGAUUUUCUAGAGACUAGGGUAACCAUUCAGAAUCUCCAGCUGCAGGUAAAAGAGACAUCAAGUGAGAAUUUGAGAUUACUUCACACCAUAGAGGAACGUGACAAAAAUGUUGAAACUUUACUAAGUGAAACAAAAGAGUUAGACUCCAAACUCGAUUUACAGGAAGUACAACUAACUACCAAGAUUGAAACGUGUGGAGAACUGGGGGAGACAGUUGAGGAACUUAAGAAAGAAACACCAGAUUUACUGGAAAAAUUGGAAUCCUUUUCUUGUGAUAACCCAGAGUUCGACCAGAGAGGUGAAAGUUCAGCAGGCCUCAACUCUAGUUUAGAAAUGGGUACAACUAAACUGUCACCUGAAAUUACUGAAGAUAAUGUAGCCGAGGUGAAUGACAAUUGGAGAGAGAGAUUUCUCCAUGUGCAAAAUGAGCUGGAGAGGCUCAAGGCUGAGAAAGGCAACAUCAAGCACUGUGUCCACUCUGUGGAAGCCAACUUAGCAAUGGUGCAAACAGAGAAGCUACGUUUAGAAAAAGACAACGAAAAUAAGCAGGGAGUUAUAAACUGCCUUAAGGAAAAACUCUCUGUGGUCACAAGUGAGAGAAACCAGCUUCACGGAGAAUUAGAUGCUUUGUCAAAAGAAAAUGAAGAGCUGUGCCUGAUGUCUGAAAAGAUGGAGGAGAAAAUACGAGAGCUGGAGUUUCAUCAAGGAGAGUGUCUGUCUCACAUCGAUGUGGCAGACGCUGAGCUGAAGGAAAAGACUCAGCUCCUUCAGACUUUGUCCUCUGACAUAAGCGAGCUGUUAAAAGAGAAAGCCCACCUUCAGGAGCAGCUGCAGAGUUUGGAAAAGGACUCCCAGGCCCUGUCUCUGGGGAAAAAUGAGCUGGAAAGCCAAAUGGGGCGGUUGAAAAAUGAGAAAGAAUUGCUUGUGAGGGAAUCCGAAAGCCUGCAGAGCAAAUUACAUGAAGCAGAACAGGAGAAGCUGACUGUCACGCAAGCGUUGGAGGCUGCCAGGCGAGAGAAGGGCGAGGUCGCUGGGAGGCUGAGCUCCACCCAAGACGAGAUGCAUCAGCUGAGGAAUGGUAUGGAGACACUGAGGGUCCGCAUUGAGGCUGACGAGAAGAAGCAGCGCCGCAUCUUGGAGACACUGAAAGAAAGUGAGAGGAAGAAUCGUUCACUUCAGGCUAGGGUUGAGAACCUGGAAAGCGAAUUGCAGAUGGCAGAAGAAAACCAAGAGAUGGUGAUUCUUGAUGCUGAGAGUUCGAAAGCGGAGGCGGAGACCCUGAAAACACAAGUAGAAUCGAUGACUGAACACCUGAAAGCUUUAGAAUUGGACCUUGUCACGAUCAGGUCCGAAAAAGAAACUCUGACUCAUCAGCUGCAAGAAAAGCAGGGUCAGGUGUCUGAAUUGGACACCUUGCUCUCUUCACUGAAAAACCUAUUAGAAGAAAAGGAGCAAGAAAAAAUGCACAUGCAAGAAGAGUCCAAAGCUGCAGGGGAAAUGCUGGAAAGAGAAUUGAAAGAGCUGAUGAAGGAGGUGGCAACCUUGUGUGAGGACCCAGAUACCAGGAAGGUUCCGGAACAGAGCGCCCCAGUGCAGAGAGUGCGGCAGCUGAGCCAGAGCAUCAAAAAGCUGAAAGACCAACUAGAAGACAAUGACAAGAAGCAGACCCAAGUCUUAGAAAAGCUGCAGGAAAGGAAGCAUCAAGCAGAUAUGCUCAAGGGGGAAGUCGAUCAACUCGAAAAAGAACUACAGAAGUCCAAAAAAACCCAUGAGCGUGCGACUCAGGAGGCAGAGAACUCCAAAGCAGAGGUAGAGAAGUUAAAAGCCAAAAUAGAGGAGAUGGCCCCAAGUCUGAGAGAUCUGGAAGCAGAUCUUGGCAACCUAAGGUCAGAAAAAGAAAAUCUGAUGAAAGAAUUACAAAAAGAGCAAGGGCACGUAUCCGAAUUAGAAAUAUUAAAGUCUUCAUUUGAAAAUUUGUUGCAAGAAAAACAGCAAGAAAUUGUC
Artibeus jamaicensis (Jamaican fruit-eating bat) is the source of this 3561-nucleotide messenger RNA. Its product is annotated as centromere protein F-like. The record is from RefSeq and is a predicted model, not a curated record. NCBI's taxonomy places the organism in Eukaryota, Metazoa, Chordata, Mammalia, Chiroptera, Phyllostomidae. Gene Ontology annotation, cellular component: spindle pole; nucleus; chromosome, centromeric region. The annotation marks the transcript as partial. Gene Ontology annotation, biological process: mitotic cell cycle; metaphase chromosome alignment; regulation of G2/M transition of mitotic cell cycle. Gene Ontology annotation, molecular function: dynein complex binding; transcription factor binding; protein homodimerization activity. The transcript is spliced from 6 exons.